UUCGCUUUCACUUCUUGAAGGAGGAAAAACGCAACUGAGUCUGGAGGGCCCUAAACUGUGGCCCCUGGGAGAGGAGACAGGUCACACCAUGGCUGACAGACGAUCUAUAGAAGUAUCCGGCCUCCCAAGUUUCCUCUCUGAUGAGGAUUUUAUCAAGGAUCAGCUUUUACUACACUUCCUGCGACCCAACAAUGGCGGCGGUGAUGUCAAUGUUCACUACCCCACCGAGGAGAAGGGUGCCGCGUUACUGGUGUUCGAGGACGAGAAAGUGGCAGAGAGGAUUCUGAGCCGAACGCACAACCUGAUAAUCGGAGACUACAUCUACCCGCUGGAGGUGAGGCGCCCCCAACCUCGUGAGUCGAUGUUCUCCGGGCCUGUUAGGACCUCCUUGGUCCUUUCACAUUUCAGUAAUUUCCGGGAGGUGAAGAAGCUCCUGGAGCAGCACAGACUCCGUAUAUACCAGGAUGACUGCUCCAUACUGGGCAUCGAAGGGGACUUCAGUGAUUUGAAAAGAUGUGAUCAGGACCUGAAUAUGAUCCUCUGUAGGCAGAAUCCUAUGGAAAAACACAAUUCAAUGGAAUCUCCUGCAAGUAAACGUUCUGCAUCAGAGAAGGGCAGAAGAGCGCCCGACAGUGUAACUACAGUCCCAGAGCUGAAGUUACCAUUGUUAUCUCAUCUGAGCAGAAGACCACCUAAAGAAAGAGAUCACAUGACACAAGACAGAAGACCACCUAAAGAAAGAGAACACAUGACACAAGAAAGAAGACCACCUAAAGAAGGACAACACGUAACACAAGACAGAUCACCUAAAGAAGGAAAAAACAUGGCCAAAGACAAUAUCACAAGAGAUAAUCUCAGCCCAACCCAACAUUCCCCCACAAACCAAUCCGCUCAGAAGUCGUCCACUAAACCAGCCAGAUCAUCAACACCGACACGAUUCCAGAACGUUCUCUCCCCCCAAGGACUGUCUCAAUCCUUCCUCGUAGACCCUGUGGUCCACACAUAUGUCAGAAUAUUCGUAAAAGAGAUAAUCCAUAGCUUACUAAGACAAUAUAAUAUUGAUAUGACAUAUAAAUAUAGUGAUGGCUUUACCAGCAUCACAUUGACCUCCCUGACACCAGCGCAGCCGGAGGACUUUGAUAAGUCUUGUUCGGUCCUGAAAAAAUUCUUUGACCAUUAUCAGAAUCAUCUUCGUGCACAAAACAUUACUUUGCCAACCGACCCAAGGAUUCCGAAUGAAGAAAUGACCAGGAAGAUCGAGCUGUAUUUACUAAAGCGUGAUAUUUAUUCAUUACCAGUGGACAACAACACGCUGUCCAUUAUCGGGCCAUCAGAGAAAGUUCUAAUGUUCAUGCAGGAGUGGAUAGGAGCUCGAGGUCAACUGGUUCAAAACAUCAUUGGAGAGGCUGCAGGUUCUUUCUCCUCACGUUCCCCCACGGUUGGGUUGGACAAGAAGGACUUGGCCACAAAUAGCAGUAACUCAACAAAACACAUGGUACAAGACAGAAGACCACCUAAAGAAAGAGAACACCUAGCACAAGACAGAAGGCCCCCUAAAGAAGGAGAUCACAUGACAAAAGACAGAAGACCACCGAAAGAAGGAGAAGACAUGACACAAGACAGAAGACCACCUAAAGAAGGAGAAGACAUGACACAAGACAGAAGACCACCUAAAGAAGGAGAAGACAUGACACAAGACAGAAGACCACCUAAAGAAGGAGAACACAUGGCCCAAGACAGAAGACCACCUAAAGAAGAAGAAGACAUGGCCCAAGACAGAAGACCACCUAAAGAAAGAGAACACAUGCCACAAGACAGAAGACUACCUAAAGAAGGAGAACACAUGACACAAGACAGAAGACCAACUAAAGAAGGGGAAGACAUGGCACUACACAGAAAAGAACUGAAAGAAGGAGAACACAUAGGACAAGAGAGAAGACCACUUAAGGAAGGAGAACACAUGACACAAGACAGAAGACUACCUAAAGAAGGAGAAGACAUGGCCCAAAACAGAAGACCACCUAAAGAAAGAGAACACAUGACACAAGACAGAAGACUACAUAAAGAAGGAGAAGACAUGACACAAGACAGAAGACCACCUAAAGAAGGAGAACACAUGGCCCAAGACAGAAGACCACCUAAAGAAGAAGACAACACGCAAGACAGAAGACCACCUAAAGAAGGACAACACGUUACACAAGACAGAAGACCACCUAAAGAAAGAGAACACAUUACCCAAGACAGAAGACCACCUAAAGAAGGAGAACACAUGACACAAGACAGAAGACCACCCAAAGAAGGAGUACACAUGGCCCAAGACAGAAGACCACCUAAAGAAGGAGAAGACACGGCCCAAAACAGAAGACCACCUAAAGAAAGAGAACACAUGACACAAGACAGAAGACCAUCUAAAGAAGGAGAACACAUGACACAAGAUAGAAGACCAACUAAAGAAGGAGAACACAUGACACAAGACAGAAAUCCAACUAAAGAAGGACAACACUUGACACAAGACAGAAGACCACCUAAAGAAGGAGAAGACAUGACACAAGAAAAUAUGACAAGAGAUAAUCUCAGCCCAACCCAACAUUCCUGCACAAACCAAGGUGCUCAGAAGUCGUCCACUAAACCAGCCAGAUCAUCAACACCGACACGAUUCCAGAACAUUCCCUCCCCCCUCGGACUGUCCCAAUCCUUCCUCGUAGACCCUGCGGUCCACACAUAUUUAAAAAGAUUUGAACAAGAGAGGAUUAGUAACUUUCUAAGAGAAUAUAAAAUUGAUAUGAAAGAAAAAUAUAGUGAUGGCUUUACCAGCAUCACAUUGACCUCCCUGACACCAGCGCAGCCGGAGGACUUUGAUAAGACUUGUUCGCUCCUGAAAGAAUUCUUUGACCGUUAUCAGAAUCAUCUUCGUGCAGAAAACAUUACUUUGCCAACCGACCCAAGGAUUCCGAAUGAAGAAAUGACCAGGAAGAUCCAGCUGUAUUUACUAAAGUGUGAUAUUUAUUCAUUACCAAAGGACGACAACACGCUGUCCAUUAUCGGCCCAUCAGAGAAAGUUCUAAUGUUUAUGCAGAAAUGGAUAGGAGCUCGAGGUCAACUGGUUCAAUAUAUCAUUGGGGAGGCUGCAGGUUCUGUCUCCUCCCGCUCCCCCAUGGUUGGGUUGGACAAGGACUUGGCCACAAAUAGCAAUAACUCAACAAAACACAUGGUACAAGAUGGAAGACCACCUAAAGAAAGAGAAAACCUAGCACAAGACAGAAGACCACCUAUAGAAGGAGAUCACAUGACACAAGACAGAAGACCACCUAAAGAAGGAGAAGACACGACACAAGACAGAAAACCACCUAAAGAAGGACAACACUUGACACAAGACAGAAGACCACCUAAAGAAGGAGAAGACAUGACACAAGACAGAAGACCACCUAAAGGAGGAGAAGACAUGACACAAGACAGAAGACCACCUAAAGAAGGAGAAGACAUGACACAAGACAAUAUGACGAGAGAUAAUCUCAGCCCAACCCAAAGUUCCUGCACAAACCAAGGUGCUCAGAAGUCAUCUACUAAACCAGCCAGAUCAUCAACACCAACACAAUUCCAGAACAUUCCCUCCCCCCCAGGACUGUUCCAAUCCUUCCUCGUAGACCCUGCGGUCCACACAUAUUUAAAAAGAUUUGAACAAGAGACGAUUAGUAACUUUCUAAGACAAUAUAAAAUUGAUAUGAAAGAAAAAUAUAGUGAUGGCUUUACCAGCAUCACAUUGACCUCCCUGACACCAGCGCAGCCGGAGGACUUUGAUAAGACUUGUUCGCUCCUGAAAGAAUUCUUUGACCGUUAUCAGAAUCAUAUUCGUGCAGAAAACAUUACUUUGCCAACCGACCCAAGGAUUCCGAAUGAAGAAAUGACCAGGAAGAUCCAGCUGUAUUUACUAAAGUGUGAUAUUUAUUCAUUACCAAAGGACGACAACAGGCUGUCCAUUAUCGGCCCAUCAGAGAAAGUUCUAAAGUUUAUGCAGGAAUGGAUAGGAGCUCGAGGUCAACUGGUUCAAUAUAUCAUUGGGGAGGCUGCAGGUUCUGUCUCCUCCCGCUCCCCCAUGGUUGGGUUGGACAAGGACUUGGCCACAAAUAGCAAUAACUCAACAAAACACAUGGUACAAGAUGGAAGACCACCUAAAGAAAGAGAAAACCUAGCACAAGACAGAAGACCACCUAUAGAAGGAGAUCACAUGACACAAGACAGAAGACCACCUAAAGAAGGAGAAGACACGACACAAGACAGAAAACCACCUAAAGAAGGACAACACUUGACACAAGACAGAAGACCACCUAAAGAAGGAGAAGACAUGACACAAGACAGAAGACCACCUAAAGGAGGAGAAGACAUGACACAAGACAGAAGACCACCUAAAGAAGGAGAAGACAUGACACAAGACAAUAUGACGAGAGAUAAUCUCAGCCCAACCCAAAGUUCCUGCACAAACCAAGGUGCUCAGAAGUCAUCUACUAAACCAGCCAGAUCAUCAACACCAACACAAUUCCAGAACAUUCCCUCCCCCCCAGGACUGUUCCAAUCCUUCCUCGUAGACCCUGCGGUCCACACAUAUUUAAAAAGAUUUGAACAAGAGACGAUUAGUAACUUUCUAAGACAAUAUAAAAUUGAUAUGAAAGAAAAAUAUAGUGAUGGCUUUACCAGCAUCACAUUGACCUCCCUGACACCAGCGCAGCCGGAGGACUUUGAUAAGACUUGUUCGCUCCUGAAAGAAUUCUUUGACCGUUAUCAGAAUCAUAUUCGUGCAGAAAACAUUACUUUGCCAACCGACCCAAGGAUUCCGAAUGAAGAAAUGACCAGGAAGAUCCAGCUGUAUUUACUAAAGUGUGAUAUUUAUUCAUUACCAAAGGACGACAACAGGCUGUCCAUUAUCGGCCCAUCAGAGAAAGUUCUAAAGUUUAUGCAGGAAUGGAUAGGAGCUCGAGGUCAACUGGUUCAAUAUAUCAUUGGGGAGGCUGCAGGUUCUGUCUCCUCCCGCUCCCCCAUGGUUGGGUUGGACAAGGACUUGGCCACAAAUAGCAAUAACUCAACAAAACACAUGGUACAAGAUGGAAGACCACCUAAAGAAAGAGAAAACCUAGCACAAGACAGAAGACCACCUAUAGAAGGAGAUCACAUGACACAAGACAGAAGACCACCUAAAGAAGGAGAAGACACGACACAAGACAGAAAACCACCUAAAGAAGGACAACACUUGACACAAGACAGAAGACCACCUAAAGAAGGAGAAGACAUGACACAAGACAGAAGACCACCUAAAGGAGGAGAAGACAUGACACAAGACAGAAGACCACCUAAAGAAGGAGAAGACAUGACACAAGACAAUAUGACGAGAGAUAAUCUCAGCCCAACCCAAAGUUCCUGCACAAACCAAGGUGCUCAGAAGUCAUCUACUAAACCAGCCAGAUCAUCAACACCAACACAAUUCCAGAACAUUCCCUCCCCCCCAGGACUGUUCCAAUCCUUCCUCGUAGGCCCUGCGGUCCACACAUAUUUAAAAAGAUUUGAACAAGAGACGAUUAGUAACUUUCUAAGACAAUAUAAAAUUGAUAUGAAAGAAAAAUAUAGUGAUGGCUUUACCAGCAUCACAUUGACCUCCCUGACACCAGCGCAGCCGGAGGACUUUGAUAAGACUUGUUCGCUCCUGAAAGAAUUCUUUGACCGUUAUCAGAAUCAUCUUCGUGCAGAAAACAUUACUUUGCCAACCGACCCAAGGAUUCCGAAUGAAGAAAUGACCAGGAAGAUCCAGCUGUAUUUACUAAAGUGUGAUAUUUAUUCAUUACCAAAGGACGACAACACGCUGUCCAUUAUCGGCCCAUCAGAGAAAGUUCUAAUGUUUAUGCAGGAAUGGAUAGGAGCUCGAGGUCAACUGGUUCAAUAUAUCAUUGGGGAGGCUGCAGGUUCUGUCUCCUCCCGCUCCUCCAUGGUUGGGAUGGACAAUAAAGCCACAAAAAGCAAUAACUCAACACAACCUAUGGCAUCAGAUGGAAGGGCAAGAGGGCGCCAGGGGCGUCAGGAGGCCCACGACAGAGGAAGAGACCGCGAGCAUGGUGGGCCAAGUUCUUUUAGAGGAAAGUCCCCAGCGAGACACACAAGAGAACCCUGGAGAUGACAGCUGGUAUUAGCAUUAUACUGGGUGCUGUGGGGAUGUCAUAGUCAUCACACCUGCUGCACACUUCAAACUUGCAGUCCUAUGUAAGACAGAUAAAAUAAUUAUCACCACGGUCUAUAUUAGUGGUCUCUAAACUGUCAACCUCCAGAUGUUUCAAAACUACAACCCCCAGCAUGCCCAGACAGCCGUCCUGUUCAAGUUGCUAACCAAAUUGAGUCAACUCUGGGUCGGUCAAGGUUAACCAGGGCACUCUUUGGCAUUUAGCAGAUGUAUUUCCCAAGACCUACCCCCUUUCCACGCUGACGGGUGUCCAUUCUACUUAUGUAUUUUCCUACUCUAUCAAAGGAGACGUAUUUCAAGCCAGAAGACAUAAAAGCUGCACAAGGGCUCUUCUGCUUUCACUGGACCCUUUAUUGUCUGGAGUCACAUUAUAUUCACCUUACACCUUGCGAUAGGAAAUGGUAACACAGCUAACCAAGAGUAAUGUCUUCUACACCUGAACCACAGUGAGCCAAGCUGUGAAGACCGCACUCAGUAGAGAUAACCGUAACUGUGCUGUGUAUAUUGCACUUUAUGUGAUUAUAGUGUUAGAGACUUACUACAUUACUACUGCUAAGAAAGCUACUAGAGCAGAUUGUGCGCACAUCUCAUAUACUGACGUUAAAGGGGUACUCCGGUGGAAAAAACUUUUUUUUCUUUUUUAAAUCAACUGGUGCCAGAAAGUUAAACA
Hyla sarda is the source of this 6890-nucleotide messenger RNA. RefSeq lists its product as uncharacterized. The transcript is spliced from 4 exons. The record is from RefSeq and is a predicted model, not a curated record. Lineage: Eukaryota; Metazoa; Chordata; Amphibia; Anura; Hylidae. The coding region runs from base 89 to 6160 and encodes 2023 amino acids.